UCUUUCGAAAUCUCAUCAGUUUGCUCAGAGCCACUGUUGGGGAAGGGUCCACGCGUGUCCUUGCUCCGGUGCUCGUGUUUUUCGACAGCAAGCACACACCUCAGCAGAAGCAGCAGCAGCAGCAGCAGUAUUUUGGCUUGCCAUAAGCGACAGCAGCAGCAGCGGAUAAAAACGCAUUCUCGCACUUAAAGCACUUCCAUUCUUCAUUUUCGAUGUUAAAAAAGGAUACUUGAAGCGAUACAAUUAUCUGGUUGUCAAACAGAAAAGCAAACAAACAAACAAAAAACCUUUUAACAACAAGAUACGAAGUGAAGGCGGAAGCCGCGCGUGUGUUCUAAGUUGCGAAAGUUUGCAAUUUGCGUUUUGUUGAAAAGCAGGGAGAAGCGCAGUUUGUGUUCAGUGAGAGUGAGUGAGUAAAGCAAAAGAAUCCCGGAAAAUAGGCAUCAAAUAGUGGUCGGAAGUGAGGGAAGCAAAAUUGUUCGAUUGCAUCGCAAAAAGAAAAGUGAGAGUGAGUGGGUGGGGCAAUUGCGAAGGUGUGCGGAGCGUGAUUGAAAGUAAGCAGCAAGCGAGCGAGAAAAGUGAGAAGCGCUGGGAGGAAGUGAGUUUUUGGAAAAGGUUUUCGCAAAAAGUGUAUGAAGUGGGAAACGAAAGGAAGGAGCCUGCUGGAGAAGGCAAAGAAAAACCGAGAGGGAAAAAGCAGCACAAGCAGAAGAGAAGAGGGCGGGUGGUAAAUCAGCAUUUCCUCGGUAUUUUGGCUUAAUAUUUAGCGUAAGUUGUGGUGUCGCCCGCGCAGAAGAGAAGCAAUAGUUGUUGUUCUUCGUCUUCGCUUUAGGUCGGGAUUUGCAUUUUUCUUUUCUUGGAUGUAAAUGUGUGUUUCAUGUGCGCUUGUGUGUGCGUGUGUGUGCGUGCAGAAAGGAAGAUGACAAUGUCAUUCAAGUUUUAAUCAGCAAAGAAAAGUAACGGCAAACGGAAGGAAAACAAGUUGGCACAUUCCACCGACUGAACGGGAAGGUCUUUUCGCUUUAUCGAUUUCGGGAUAAGUAUCGCAGAACGAGGUGGCAAAAAAAGUGCAUGAGAAAGUGAGGCUGGUGAAGGCUGCACUGGUUGAGAGGGUAGUGUGGAAAGCUUCCCCCUAUCUCUCUCUCCCAGCCUGCAGCUAGGGAAAAAGGGCGACUCCGCCCGUUCGUGUUGCGGGGGUGGUAAGAGCGCCAACAACAACCCUCCAGAGCGCGCUGCUCCAUCAGGCCUCCAUCGGCCGAAAAGUUCCCGAAACAAGGAGGAGAAAAUUAAUCUAAAUUCUCGCAGCGAAGUAAAAGUUUCGUCCCAAAAGCGCUCCGACUCCGACAACGGGCAACGACGACAGCCAACGGUCAAAGGCAUGGAUUACGAGGCGCUGCUUUUGCUGUUGCUAGCCUAAGAAGGAAGCGGAAUAACAUCUUCCCUUGCGAACAAGAGAGACGGAGGACGUUUAAGUUGCGAACGAUAGCGCAGGCGGCAGCGUGCAAGAGAAAGCGGUUCGAUUCUAUAGCUCCAAGGUGUUAAAAGCAGUCGCCGAUUGUUAGCUUCCACUCUCUCUCUCUCUGUACUUGGGAAACGGUGACGGCUCGUUCCGAUGCUGGCAAAGCAACAGCACGACAUGACGAUGGUGUCGACGUCUGGUGGACAGUAGCGAAAAAAACAUGCAUCAGGAGGAAACACUUUCGGUACAGCACCAAUCUCAGCGACGACGCGGUGAUCGAGGAAGAGGAGUGAAAGCACGGAAGGAAGGAACAGCAGUAGAAAGAAGAUGUCGUCACCAGCCGUACUAGCUGGGACGCCGCACCGAUAGCUGUGUGUGAGAAAGAACGAGCCUCCACUAUUUAGCCGAACCCAAUGCAGCAACCGGCAGUCGGUAGUAGCCACAGUUCGCAGGAGAAUCGACGCAGCCGACGAAGACGUGGACGCAGAAAGGAGGAGCAGCAGCAGCAGGUAGCAGGUUCCGCGAGGACGGAAUUUGAACGCAACGGGAACGGCACACUCGACUGAAGUGGAGAACCGAGCAUGGCACCCCACACCCAAACCGCCGGUGGAGUAGGGGGCAUAACGAUAAAGCAACCAUUUCAACGGCGUCAGUGGCCAUACAACACGGUCAACACGGCCGGCACGGCAACGAAUGCUGUAACCGCCGGCACCACCACCACCACCACCAACAACAACAACAAUACGACAAACGCUGCAGGCAGCGGCACCUCGACGCUGGCCGGUAACAACAAUACUAGUAUAAGCAUAAGUAGUAAUAGUAGCAACAGUGCCGCGGCCAACAGCAAUGGCGGCGGUGCAUCUCACACAACGGCAGCCGUUGCUGCGACUGGAACGACAGCGGCGGCGGCAUCAAGCGCUGGAGCGACGACGAGCGCCACAGCAACAGCAGCCACCAUCACUGCCUUUGCGACGACCCAGUCACAGACGAAUGGCAGUAGCUUCUCCACAGCCAACAACAGCAACACUGCCACGGCUGCUGCCGCCGCCGUCGCACUGCUGCGGGUCGCUUCCGCCGGCACAUCGGCCAGCAUGGCCGUGAGCCCGGCGAACAAGCUGAAACGCCUGCAGCCGACGACGGUGACGGCAUCGACGGCUGCCACCGCGCCCCCAACCACCACCGGUGUUCAGACAGACGGAACUGGAAAAAGCAAUAGCAGCAACAGCAGCAAUACCGGCGGCAGCAUCCACCACCACGUGGCCGCCUCCGCCAAACGGGCCCGCCCGAAUCAGCAGGAGGGCGCGGGCAAGAUUGUGUGUAAGUCGGUCGGCACGAACACGAACGGGCCGCCCGCACUGGUCGCGGUCAGCAGUGCUGCCAGCCAGAAAAAGUUGACGCAAAUGGCGAUCGUUGCUGCGAGUGCGGUCAGCAACAACAACAACAGCCCCAGUCAGGCGGCGAUGUUGAUGAAGGCCGCUGCAACGUCCCUACCAGCGACGGCAGCGACUACCACCAUCAACACCUCCGCCAGUAUGCUGACGGCUGCCGCAGCCGCCACCGCCCUCACGGCGGACCUAGCAAAGGCAAACAAAAUCACGGGAUACUUCAAGUCGCAGCUGAAACCGCCCAACACGUUCCAGAGCUUGAAGAAAAGCAUCAAAACCGUUGCCGGACGUGCGUCGGCAAUGCAGCAGCAGAAGCGGAAGCAGCUUACGGACGGCUCCACGGAAGGCUGCCCGGAAUUGACGGCCACCUCUACUGCCACCACCAGCAGCACCACGACUACGAUCAAACUGCCAAUGAACGGGACGAGGACGACGGCUGGUCUCGUCAGCACUGCGACGAGCUCCAGCUCCUCCACCUCCACGCCGGCACCCUUCUCGGAGGUGGACGUGGAGAAGUAUUUGAAGCUGUUUCAGCAGCAGACGACAGCACUGGGCAAACCGGCAAAUGCAAUAUCACCAGCGACGGUAGCGCUGGAAGCGGUCGCUAUAGCAACGCUGGCCGCAUCCGAGGCGGCAGCCACUGCCAACACCACUAGCAGCAGUGCCAGUUCUUCCUCCUCCUCCUCGGUGGUGGCCACCUCCACCAACAGCAAUGCGGCGAUCGUGUCGAAAAAGGUGGAGCGCAAGACGGCACGCAUCGCACCGACCGUGUCGGCCACGCGCAAGAUCAGCCACACCGUACAGGGCGGUCUUGGUGUGGGUGGAGCGUCCGUCGUAACCGGACAGACAAAGAAGCCCAUCAACAUUGCGCCGCGCACCACCACGGUCAGCAGUACGACCGCGGUCUACCAGCACACGAUCGUGGCGGCACCGGCGGCAACGAGCACUGCCGCCACCAGCAGCAACACUACCGCCAGCGUGCACCACCAUCAUCAGGCGACUUCGACGACGACCACCACCACGCAGAAGACUGAGCAUCCCAUGCUGCUGAGCAAAACGAAUCCCUCGCCGCCGGUCCUGCUCACCACCAUCCGUCUGCCGGCUGGUACGGCGGCGGCGGCGGCGACGGCGGUCUCGCAACAACAGUCACAGCAGCAACCGACACUGCCAACCGUGUCGUCCCAGUCGCAAACGGUACAGACCGGUGCUACAACCCAGUAUAAAACGAUCGUUCCCCACCCACCAGUACCAGCCUCGUCCAGUGCUGGCGCCUCCACCGCCGCCGCCACUGCAACAUCAAAGCCAUUGUCGAGUUCAAAACAUACGACAGCGGUCAAUACGUCGGCCGCCGACACCACCACCACGAUCGCCCCAACGGCGGCCGUCUUUCAGUUUCACCACCAUCACCAGCUGACGGGAGGAGUUGGACCCGGCCAGAUACCGAAUCUGGUGCAGAUCUCGAACCUACUUCCCCUGGCCCAGCAGCCGCCAAAGCUAGCCGGCGGUGCUUCCCUCACGCUCACCACGGCGGCUAGCGCGGCCGCCAUCCAGCAACAACAGCAACAACAGCAGCAGCAACAACAACAAUCGGCAUCGGCCGCGGCCGCUGCCGCAUUCGCAUCCGCGCUCGGUACCGGCACCCCGACGGCUACGGCCGCCAACCUGCUAGUCAACGCGAACGGCCUCAGCAGCGGUGCAGCGGCCGGGCUGCUGCGUAGCGGAGCAACCGGCACCAAUGGCAACGCGUCCGGCCCGGCGGCUGGCCCAACGCCACAGCUCGUCAUGAACGCGACCAUCAUCAAAAUCCAUCAAAUACAGCAGCAACAGCAGCAGGCGGCCGCUGCCGCCGCCCAGCAAGCGGCACAGCAGCAACAGCAGCAGCUGAUGGCAGCCGCGGCCAAUUCGGUUGCGAACGCGGCAGCCGCAGCGGCAGCCACCCAGCAGCAGCAAAGCUUCACCAUGGAGGCGUCCGCGAUGAACAUGAACUUUAGCGGCAUGUUUGCCACCAAACCGACCACCACGGUGGUGCCGUACUCGUGCCAGACAACGGCGGCCGGGCGCGCCACCGCCUACCACCAGCAGCAGGCCGGCCCCCAGGCCCUGUACUCCUCGGCGCUGAACCACUUCGCCGCCGCCCAGCAGCACGCACAGCAGCAUCAUCCGCAGCAGCUGUUUAUGACGCCCACGGGCGGGAUAUUCGUGAACGCGGCCGCCAUCCCGGCGAUGAUCAGCUCGCAGCUGAGUGCGGCCUUCACCCAGGCGACGGCCAACAUUCCCGCGCUGCAUCCGCUGCAGCCGCCACUGCCAGCGUCGUCGCAAGCCACGACGAGUGGCAGCGCAAACGGUGGCAGUGCCGCCGCCGCCCCCGGACAGUUACCAAAUAUCACAGCUAUCAUCCAACAGAGCAACGGCGGAACGGCCGCUAGCGGCGGCAGUGCGGCUGCCGCCCAGCAGCAACAACAGCAGCAACAUCAUCACCACCAUCACCAUCAACUACUGGCGAACAUUUCGCCUGCAAUCCUCUCGAACCUGCAGGUAGCAACGGCGGCAGCGCUCGCCGGCGCUGGCACUGGUGUGAGUGCGAACAAGCUCGCUCUCGGACAGGCAACACCGGUGACGGGCGCUCAGUUUGUGCCAAUCUCGGCUGCCGCUCACUACGGUGCCGGCACCACGAUCUACGCAGCAGCACCGCAAACCCUCUCUAUCGCGACGUCGAUGCAUCACGCACAGCAGCAGCAGCAGCAGCAACAGCAGCAGCAACAACAACAACAGCAGCAGCUGCAACACCAACAACAGCAACAGCAGCAACAGCAAGCAAUCCUGUCGGCGGGUGUCCAAUCGCUCUCUCCGCCACCGCUCGUGGCCACCGUGCCAACGUUCACCACCACCGGCAAACCGAUCAUGAACGCCGUACUGAACGGAGUCUCGUCAGCGGUGUCGUCCGGUACAACACCUUCUUCCGGUGCGCAAAAGCUGUCCCUCGGUGGCGAACCGCCGGGCCUGGUGCCGGUACAGCUUUCGAAGCAACCGCCGGUUGUUUCGUCGGCUGCUGCCGCACCACUUCCCAAGCUGGUCCGUUCUGGGGCGCUCCCGGCGCGCAGCAACGGGUCCACGCAAACGUCUGCGAUCGUUGUGCCGCCAGCCGCACCCACCUCACCGCCGGCGCUCAACCCGCUCACGGUGGAUUGUGGCAGCAGCAACGACAGUGGCAUCGUGGCCAACUCCAGCGACAGCGAGGACAAGUCGCUCACGAUCGAUCUCUGUUCGCCCGGAUCGCCGUCCGACACGUCCGACACUGCCAAGAAGGGCGAGGAAGGGGACGAGGAAGAGGAAGAAGAUCAUCAUAUUCACGACCACCAUCACCAUCACCAUCACCGUCAUCUGCAUCAACGGCAUCAUCUGCAUGGCAGCAAGGACGAUACACGCACCACGACGUCGUCCCGAUCGUCACCGCUCUCUACCUCAUCCUCGGAAGACUCCGAGGAUCUGAUGAUCGUCGACCAUCAUGCGCCGUCGGCAGAGACAAAUACCACUGCAACGGUUGCAUCCGUUGCGGUUUCACCGUUUCCGCCGCCACUGCGGCUACUGUCUGACGUGGCAGUCGCGGCUGCCGAGGCAGAAGCCGCUCUUCAUCAGCAGCAACAACAGCAGCAGCAGCAGCAGACAGCUUCUGUGGUGCACCAACAACAACACGCCACGACCAAUUCGUCCGUGCUAGAGCUGAUCAGACAGAAGCAUGAGCAGCAACAGCAACCGGACCAAUCAUCGAUGGAGCAGGAUGAGGAGGAGGACACAUCAUCGUCCAGUGCCAAGCCAGAGGAGCAGCUGCUGCAACAGCAGGAGCAACAGCAGCAACUGCAGCACGAACCAAUGUCCGUCGCUUCGUCCUCGUCUGGAACGGACCUUCAGGAAGACUACAGUGCCGCCCCGACGCCCCAAAGCAGCAGCUCGUCCGACGGUACGCUGACGUCGCAACAGCAGGAGCCAAAGUCGUCCUCCCAGCUCGACGCCCGCCAUGCGAACGCAUCGCCCAGCUGCUCGCUGUCGGAGCAAUCUUCCUCCCAUCUAUCGCCACCGAGCAUCGACACGGAGAUGGCACUGGCGAACCCGCUCGCGCCGGAAGCAACCUGUGCCAAAAGCCCCAUCCUUUCGCAGCCGAAAACGAUCCGCUUCCCGGCACCGUCCGGUACGGCACCGCAUCACAACUUCGGCCGCAAGGGCUUCCGCCGGUCGGGCGACGGGCGGCUGUACGGCGUGUGCUACUGGCGGGACUGUGACAGCAAGUACGACAGCAACACGCAGCUGCUGGACCAUCUGCAGAACGCGCACGUCAACACGCAGAAGGACGGAACCGGCCUGUACGCCUGUCUGUGGGACGGCUGCAAGGUGCACAACAAGGAAUCGACCAAGUUUAACUGGCUGGAAAAGCACGUCCUGUCGCAUGCCUGCACCAAACUGCACAAGUGCAUCUUUGAAGGAUGUGGCAUGCGCUUCGCCUCACAGCCAAUGCUGGUAAAGCACGUCAACAGUCACGUGGAUGUGGACCGAAACAGCUCUGGCAAGCGAUCGUCCGAUCCGCCCGUCCCGAAGAUGCUACGUAAAACGGGCAAAAAACUGCGCUACCGUCGGCAACCGUGGUCAGCGCGCCGUUUUGAUUUCUUCGAUUCCGGUGUGAUGGAAGGGUUGCAGCAUCGCUUGAUACGGCUUGCCACCAUCGCAAGCGGACCGGGUGGAGCGAUAACGUUCCGUGGAUUGCAGCUCAGCCGUCGCCACAUACCCAGCGAAGGGACGGAAGUGCUCGUCCGAUGGUACCCAGCCGAUAUCUUACCGGACGAAUGGUUACCGGAGCUUCCGGCAGGGGAAAAGUUUGUGAAACAGGUCAACAUUCACAGUCUCUCCUUCGAGCAGCAGAAUGAACUGUCGGACUAUUUGAAGCACGAUCGGCUCAACCCAACGGCUGCUACGAUUGUGAACCCGUUUAUCGCGCUGCACGAGCACGAGUGUGCGUUGCCGGUAACGACGACGACUGCCAGUGGUGGUAGUGGAAGCAGCUCCAAUCUGAGCAGUAUCAGCAGCAACAGCAGCUGCAGCUGGAGCAACAACAGCUUCUCGAACUGUCCAACAACCGAGAAGCGAUUUAAUUCACGCACGGCACCCAAGCAACAGCGCAAGCGCUCGAAACCAUCCGGUACAGGUUCAUCGACGGGAGGAUCUUCCAUUACAUCCACCGGAUUUUCGUCGCUGUUUUCAACCUCGCUAACAUCACUAUCCGGUGGUGGAGGAGCUGGAGCGACCACUGCCAGUAAUACGGCCCCGUCGUCCUGCGGUAGUAGUAGUCGUGAUGGAAGCUGCGGCACAAUGCAACUGUCAUCCUCAUGCUCUUCAUCGUCGAUUUCGUUUACCUCCUCAUCGGGAUCCUCUUCCGCAACGUCAUCCGGACUCGUGAUGAAAUCAUCGUCCUCAGCCUCAUCCUGACCGUCGUCGAUGCCAACGAGAGCGCACAAUCAGAAGCGCAAAGUAAGACCCGCUCCGGUAAGCGAGCGUGUCAAACCGGUAGAAGCAAAGCCGGCAGCGCCCGCCGCUGCAGGAUCAUCAGUUAGCCGACAGGGUCGCAUCCGAUUGCUGUCGGCAAAGGCAGCCCAGUUGCCGUUGCAGCACCGUGAUGGCAAACGAAAAAACACAUCUCAUAGUGCAGCAGGGGAGCGGAAUCGUCGCAGUGCUGCCGCUGAAACCACUGGAACCGCAAAGAGCAGGCGGUAAGGUGGAUGAUUGUAUUGUAUGAUAAUUAACGAAUAAUUGGUAUAUAGUAGUUGCUUCCACUCCUGCAUAGGCGAGGAGGGGUGGCACAACAUGUAAUUAGGGUGAAUGAAGUAGAAAUGUCUCCGCUCCGCUAAACGAUACAAUCCAUAACAAGAGCAAUUGCAAACUAGAAGUAUAUAGCCAGGGUUAGGAAGUAAUGUGUCUAAAGUGAAUUAAAAGCGCCAAACGCUACUAGCUUACUCUUUAAUAAGCGCACUAGGGCGCAUUUUUUAUGGACUGAUCCUACGCGCCUGGAGUGAGGAGAACUCUCCUCCAACUCUCCUCGGUUAAGAAAUUCCCCACCAAACACCACAUACCUACUCACAUCUACACACUCACGCACACAAACACUCACACUCGUACACAAACAAACAAACAAACAAACAAACACGGACACUAGAACGUGGCCUGCAAGUAGCAUGUAAGUGCAACAGUAGCCAUUGAAGAUUUCUGAGUAUGAUGUGUGCGUCGGUCGUGAACGGAGGGUUAAUGUGAGGUUAUUAUUUUAAUUAACUUACUCACCCGGUUCAGUGGUGUUGAAAUUGUGAAUAUAUUUUAGUUUAGAGCAAAGUGUUAGAUAAAUGUCGGCGAGGCAAGGCAAAGGUAUGUUUUUUUUCCUAAAUUUCCUCGUUCGGAAGUAGAGCUAAGCUACUCCUUUUGCGCUAAUGAUCUAUUACAUUUUCGACUAUUAGUACAACAAGGGAAGCAAUGGAAACGUAAGCCGUGUACGUGAACUAUUAAGCUAAAGAAAGGAACUUUAUUUGUCGAAAUGAUUUGAAUGUAGAAGGAACUUGCGAUACACAAAUAUACACACUCACACAAACCAACCAACCAUAGACACAUCCAUCGGCCGUAGGGAGAGCGUUGUUUGUAUAAGUCGAAUGUUCUGGCAUGCGCACAAAUAAGAGAAGAGACAACAAGAGAGGGAAAACGUGUAUUUGGUGAGUGUGCUGCGCGGUAUUAGCACUGCAUAGAAGUUGUCAGACAAAAUUAUUUCACUAAUCCGUUGAUCUCAAAAUAGUACUGUCUAGUGUGUAAAAGAGGACGCAGUACACAAGUAAGUGUGUGCGAGCGGUCACGGUGGCCUUGCAGCCGCGCGGAAGGAGGGCGCAUUGUCCCACGGGAGAGAUCAGGCGCAAAGAACGUGCGUGAAGUAAAGGAGGGGAAACGUAACAUAAUUUGAUGCUAGUGAUGUAAUAAGGCUAGAAUUAGAGUACGCUGUGACCAUAGCAACCACAUAGUACGGGAGGGCGUGUCGGGUUGAGAAUGACAAUAGUAGGCAUUACUCUCCUCGCAAAAUACCCUUUCACUUUACGGGAUCGUAACCACACCCAAACAAACGUACACGCACACAUGCAUGUAAGCGUACACACAACACACACUACACGCCUCCACAAAAGAGCAUGGUGGAAAUAGAGUAAUCUAGCAAUACAUUUCAAAAACAUUGCGAUGGAUUAAGACUGAAAAAUGUAUUUUUAUUAGAUCGUACAGUAAAGGAUGUGAAUGCGAAGGCGGAGGGUUAACCGAAGACAUGGAUGCUGAAGGCGGCGGAAGCACGUAAGAAAAAGGGCAAACAAUUGUGACUCACACACACCAAGGGAGCGAUUUAUAAUAUGGAAGGAUUGCAAUAAUUGUACACAAAUAAGCGACGGGCAGAAGAUGAAACUUUUAACACUUUUAACUAAUCCGCGCAUACCAUCCGCGGAAUGAAUUGGCAGGACAAUUACUCACUGUAACAUGUGUGGUGCAUUUUCACGAUCAACAAGCAAUCUUAUCUUUGCAAUACUGAUGACCAUGGCAACCAUGGGGAUGCAAAAAGUUGCAGGGCACGUGCUUGGAAGAAAAAAGUGUUUGAUAUUGUAUUAUAAUCAAAACAAGUUCUUCUCUCAAUGUGGUGCUGAUUCGAACCUAUCUUUUAAGUUGGUUCAUCUACCGUAAUCGAUCUGGAUCUCGUUUCUCGUUAUCAGACUCGUUUAAGCCUAAAGCUGAACCUGGUGUGUGUGUGAUGACGUUUGUCUUCUUUUGUGUAACUCUUUUAUCUUCUUUGCCAAUCAGAAGAAGAAAACAACCAAAACCUUCGUGUAUUAUCCUUUGCUGCAUUCGAUCCUAAAUUGGCUUUAUAGAAACAAAAACAACAUUUAAAGUUAAAUGUGUGUAAAACAAAAUUAACUAAAAAUUAACAACCACUGUGCGCAUAGGGUUAAAAACGCUUAACAUACGGUCGUCGCCUCAGUCGAACAACUCUGCAACGAACGAACGAAAAAGGGAAGAUGCGCAAAGAAAUAUGAUCACUGCCAAAAAAAACACACACACACAACUGAAAAAACUCUUUAAUCUAGAUGGGGGAAAGAAGAAACUUGACUGAAAUUAUGAAACUAAAUAUUAAAAGGAAGAAGAAAAAGAAGACACUAAAAUCGAACAAAGCGGAAAAGAAAAGGAAAAGAAAAGGAAGAGAAAGGCAUUGUGUAUAGUUGCGAUACGUUGCAUGUAAAAGCCACCCGGAAAGGAUAGAGGGAAUGCAACUGCAUUUAAAGCUUUGCAAGAGUACAGAGGAAAAUAAUUGAAACGGUUAAAACUAAUGAUGUUGCAAAAUGAACCCUACCCGAGGACAGAAUCAAACCCCGUAAAACACAAGAAACAACAUUCCGUCAAAUGUUAGGAAAGGUUUCCUUCGAUACUUCCCAUACAAAUCCUUCUAAACUGCCAGCUUGCGAAGAAAGAUUUGAAUGCGUGCACAAACGACAUCAACCAUCCAGCAGCAUUCUGGUGUUGGUAAACACAAACACUGCCAUUUAACACUGCCGAUUUAUACAUCCUUUUUUUAUUCAGCAUCACGCUUUAUUAUUUAGGGUUGCUUUAUUUUGCAUUUGAUUCCUCGUCGUGUACUUGUUGAGCUUCCCCGUCAGUGCUGUCGGCGCAGGAACUGUGGGGGAAAAAGAUUAGUUAAAUUUUGCAAAGAACUGUUUCUUUUCAUCGCUCUUCAACACUCUUCCGCUCACUCACUACUGCCCAAAACACGAUAAGGCACAACGGAUCGUGAGACAAGAGUUGUGUUCGUUUCUUGUCAAAGACCGCGUCGGACCAUGUUCGAGCCGUUCUAUUUAGGUGUUAAAAUUUAAGUGAAAUGUCGAUGAAAAGCAAAACGCUUAUGCUGUGGAGGCGAAACUGCACCGUAAUGCCAUCGCGGGGGGCCAUCGAUCGUAUCCUUCCUACACCAGUGGAGGGGGGGUACCAGUGGUUUUUUUUGCUUCCCAUGGAAUUCCUUCCUCCUUUCCGCUACGUUUCUAUUGUUUCGGACUGGCUGAGAGAAAAUAAUAUUUCUUUAGAAAUUUAUGUUUGGACUGAUUUUUAUAAAAUAGUUUUCUGUUAAGCGGUUAGGGUUACAUACACGUGUAAAUGGUUUUAGUGGCGUGAAAUUAGACGACGAUGCGACUGCUCUAUCUUCUUGUGUUGUGUGUUACGUACGUUACGUCUCGUUCGGUGCACUAUGUGUGUGUGUGUGUGACAAAAAUCACGGAGCCAUAACUCGAAAAAGCGCAGAACCAGCGAGACAUUUAGACGUCAAAAGCAAUGGACGAAAUUUGCCAUGUGCCCGGGCGCACAUUUGUAGUACAAUCGAAAUCGCUCUCUUUUAAGACGAUGCAAAUUUGGCGCAAUCUUAAGCUAAGGGGUGAAUGGAACGCAUCCCAUCGCCUUUUUUUUUCUUUCUAUAUCGUUAAGUGUAACUACUCGUUUAGGCACUAAUUUAUGUGUGAGCUUUUAUUUUUGAAAAGCAUUCAGAGCAUGUGCGUUCCCAAAAACGACACUAGCGCCGAGUCUCUUUAUAAGAAACGACGAUAGAGAAAGCAAAGAAAAAAAAACGAACACGUCCAACAAUUACAUACAUACAUUUAUCAAUAAAUGUUCUCUCUCUCUCUCUCUUUAUGUUCCCUCCUUCGGUCAUUUAAGGGUGUGAGAAUGGUGUAGCAAAAGUAAAAAUACUAUAGAGCCCUAUCACUGCCGCUCCAUGCUUUUUAAGUGUUGUGAAAGGUUUGUUGGUGCCACUGGGUCAGCCCACAAACACCGUGUGGUAUAACCUUUUCUUUUGUCCAGAAAGGAUUUCUUAGCAAUAUUGUGCGUUUAGCAAAUCGAUCCUCCUAUGUGAGUGUGCGUGUGUUUUGUACGGGCAGCACACGUGCUGCUGUGCUUUUUCCUCCUCUUAUAAUUUGGUGAUGGCGCACUAUUUUGCGCGACUGCUUAGCAUUUACGUAUUUACGCAAAGAGACAGGAAAAGCGCACUGAGAUCUUCACAGCAACCACUCUCCCGUAUUGGUGAGCGCUCUUCAGCCUUCACUGCCCAACCUUUUCACGUGUAGACGAUUUAAGUGUAAUUUUAUUGUAAAAAUAUGACACCUACCUACCUAUCCGUCGUUGUCAUCUUCGUCGAGUACGUUGUGUUUUUUAGUUUAAUUUUUGUAACCCACAUCGUCUCUCUGUACACGCACACGCGCACAACUCGCAAUGUUUUGCGCAGCUGUUCUGAUGGCGCUGAGGGCGAACAUAGUUUUAUAGUAUUUUUUAAUAGGAAAAGUUUAGUAUCAUCAUAACUGCAAAUGCUUAGUGUUAGGUUUAACCAUCUGUCUUCUCCUUAAUCGUAUCCUCAACCCACAACACGCAACCUAUUAUACGACUAAUUAGUACCGUAGGAUUCGAUGUUUGCUUUAAGUUCGUUCGUCUAGUAGCGUUUAAGUGUACACUGUGUAAGCAAACGAUCCCUCUCAUCUUUUGAGGAGCGGAGUAGGAGGAGAGAGGGGGAGCUUGGGGACACGAACCCCCCCCCCCCCCUCAGUACAAAAGCAAACCAAUCGGCGAAGUGUCUUGUGUUUUGUAUUUCUCGUAUAAUAAUCCUUCCGAGGCGGACACACACACACACACCUCGUUGUCGCGCAUGUUAGAUUUAAUACAACAAACAACAAAAAACUACUACUACAACUACUACUGCCCAACCCCUCCCGAAAUGUUCCUGCCACGAUCGCGAUCACACGCGUGUGUAUGUUCAUUGUAACACGAUCCACUGGUGGGCCACACGUGGGGCGCUUAAAUGUGACGUGAAGUUUUUGAAAAAGAAAAUUGAAAAGAUAAAAACUCAUCUUUUAUAUGAACGUUACGUUUUUUUU
Anopheles gambiae (African malaria mosquito) is the source of this 13799-nucleotide messenger RNA. RefSeq names its product zinc finger protein jing homolog (gene jing). Gene Ontology annotation, cellular component: ESC/E(Z) complex. The record is from RefSeq and is a predicted model, not a curated record. The transcript is spliced from 6 exons. The coding region runs from base 2041 to 8319 and encodes 2092 amino acids. Gene Ontology annotation, biological process: regulation of transcription by RNA polymerase II. NCBI's taxonomy places the organism in Eukaryota, Metazoa, Arthropoda, Insecta, Diptera, Culicidae.